AUGCUUGAGGAAGCCGAGAAUCACUACUUGCUGAUCUUGAGCGAUUCAGCGCUACCUAUCGGUUCAUUCGCGUACUCGUCAGGCCUCGAAUCUUUUUGCCAUCAUCAGCGACAAGCUGGGCAGCACGAUGCUGCAUCGUCCUUCCUGGACUUCCUGUACGACAGCCUACGAUCAAUAACGACAACCACAAUGCCAUUCUUACGGGCAGCAUAUCGUGAGCCUGAACGGUGCGCUGAGUUGGAUGACCUAUUCGAUGCGAAUACACCAUGCGUUGUCGCCCGGCGAUGCAGUAUUGCCCAAGGACGAGCACUACUCAAAUUGCUUGAAAGGGUGUUUGUCGAGGCAGAUCCAGUCACGCAAGAUGCAUCUUUGGGAAAUGCAGUGGUUACAUAUCGCAGAGCGAUUACGAAGCAAGCAUGUUCAGGGCACUUUGGCGUCGCGUAUGGCCUCACAGGUCGGGUACUCGGCAUUGGCAUCGACAAGCUUGUCUAUACGUUUCUACAUGCUCAUGUCAAGGCCGUUCUAUCUGCAGCUGUACGGCUGAGUCUCAUUGGGCCGUACGAGUCGACGCAUAUCCUGGCAUCCCGGCAGAUGCGAGAAGCAUUGACACAUGCAGCCAAGUUGAGCGAAGCAAUGUCUACUGAUGACUGUGUCCAGACCUUUGCCAUGCUCGAUGUCUAUCAGGGUCGCCACGAACUUCUAUACUCUCGCAUCUUUUCAGCUUAG
Messenger RNA from Protomyces lactucae-debilis, 726 nucleotides. RefSeq names its product UreF-domain-containing protein. The coding region runs from base 1 to 726 and encodes 241 amino acids. NCBI's taxonomy places the organism in Eukaryota, Fungi, Ascomycota, Taphrinomycetes, Taphrinales, Protomycetaceae. The transcript has 2 exons. The record is from RefSeq and is a predicted model, not a curated record. Gene Ontology annotation, molecular function: nickel cation binding.